Molecule: messenger RNA, 930 nt
Organism: Cucumis melo (muskmelon)
Lineage: Eukaryota; Viridiplantae; Streptophyta; Magnoliopsida; Cucurbitales; Cucurbitaceae
Exons: 6
Coding region: 89-637 (182 amino acids)
Cellular component (GO): BAT3 complex
Molecular function (GO): polyubiquitin modification-dependent protein binding; misfolded protein binding
Source: RefSeq, a predicted model, not a curated record
AUUGACCAAGAAGGGAAGAAAAUUGAUGAAACACUUAAUUUCUGAGAUGCAAAAAAUUAUUCUUUGACAACACAAUUUCUGAGCGCUCAUGAACCGAUUCGAGCGCGCAAUAUCAAUAUCUCAAAAUGGUGGAGGUGCACCGAGGUUUGAACUGCCCACCAAUCCUCAAGAAUUGCAAAGCCCUGAAUCUUUGAGUAUUGUUUUGCGAAAUGCACAAAAACUCCUAAGUGAUUACGCCAUUUUUUCAUUGCCUCGUAUUGCUGAGCGAUUCGAGCAAGAUGGGUCUUCAAGUGAUCCUGACGUGAGGGGUCAAAUUCAGGAAGAGUUAGUUCAAGUAGGCCUUAGAAUGCAACAAUUUGGAGCCCUUCUUUUGGAUCUUGGGAGUUCCAUCUUGACGCUUCGCUUGGAACAAUCAACUGUUGAUUUGCAAGAUCUAGCUGAAAGAGUUGUAUCAACCAAUUGUCCAAUGGAUGUGUUUCGAGCUGUGGUAGAAAGUUCAGCUCGUAUUUCUGGGAGUAGUACUCAUGAUAUUGCUAAUCACUUGUGCACCCAUGACUCACUUGCUGAGGAAUAUUUAGAGAUAUUAGCAAGUGAUAUAACCCGACGUUUACAAAGCAAUUCAGAACAGGAAGAUUAAUGCAUUUUUUCUGGAAGAAUUAAUAUGGGAGAUUUGUGGAGGAUGUUAAUUGGGAACUUCUUCUUCUUCAACAACAAUGCCUCUCUCUCUCUCUCUCUCUCUCUCUCUCUCAACUUCUGUUCUUGGUUUAAUGCUUCUUUUUCCUUUUUCUUAUAAACAUAUAUAUGAUUAUAUAUAUCCUCUAAACUAUGUGAGUAUGUUAUGUUUUAAUCUAUUUAUUACAUUCUAAUUGUAGAUUCUCGAGUCUGUAAAAUACAUUUCGAGCUAUCUUUUUUAAUUCUUAAUUUAAUUCA